Messenger RNA from Vigna umbellata (rice bean), 412 nucleotides. The record is from RefSeq and is a predicted model, not a curated record. Lineage: Eukaryota; Viridiplantae; Streptophyta; Magnoliopsida; Fabales; Fabaceae.
CAAAUAGUUUUAUUUUUUAUCUCAAAAUCAACCAUCAAUGAUCCAUUUUGUGCUUCUUAUCAGUCGACAAGGAAAAGUGAGGCUCACAAAAUGGUAUUCACCAUAUUCUCAAAAGGAGAGAUCCAAGAUAAUUAGAGAGUUAUGUGGAUUAAUUAUCUCUAGAGCUCCGAAACUGUGCAACUUUGUGGAGUGGAAGGGAUUCAAAGUUGUUUAUAAAAGAUAUGCUAGUCUCUACUUCUGCAUUUGCAAUGAUGAAGAAGACAACGAAUUAGAGACCUUGGCCAUUAUUCAUCACUUUGUCGAGACGUUGGAUCGUUAUUUUGGCAGUGUUAGUAUCAAAUANUCUAAUUUUAGUAUGAGUUUAAUUUCUAUUUUAUUAAAAAAUUGUAAAGAUAUGGGACUGCAGGUCUAA